ACUUUUACAAGUUAGCCAAAUAGAUAAUAUGCUUUUAUAUAAGGCUCGGAUAUUAUAUUGAAUUUGAAUUGAUUUGAAUUUAAACAUGUUAAUCGCGUUUGAGAUGUGUUUUGAAUGAGAAUUAAAUAUAAAUUUGAUUUUACUUUUUAAAGUUAUAUAAUAUAAACAAAAUGAUAGUAUGCUUUGUGAAGAAAAUGGGAUAUUAUUUUGAAUUUUGUAUAAAGAAUAAUAGGAUCAAACUUUGUUAAAAAGAUUCAGGAUGUGUUUAAAUGAAAACUUUUGAAUGUUUUCAUCUAAGAUUUUAAAUUAUACCUUAUACAACACCAUACAUGUAAAUGAUAAAAAAACACAAAUCGGAUAAAUAACUUUCAGUUGUAUUGGUGUACGAAAAAGUUAGUUAUUUCUGAUAUAUCAAAAACGUGCCACAGAUUAUUCCAAAAAGUGUGACGGCUUAUUCCACCGACUGAUACAGUCUCGUCCUAACCGUUUGAAGACAACUGUAAUUGACAAUUUCUUCGACGAACGUGAAAUUAUUUCAUUCUGUGUUUAAUUUGUUCAAAACUCGCAAAAAUGAGCGAUGAACAAGAGCCGCUUCUUUCAAGAUCAACUUCCGGUCAAACAUGGUCAAGCGCCUCUUAUCAGCGAUCGGGACCAACAAACGCUUUAAACGGCGGGCAAACGGUUACAUUCGGGUCAGAUAAGACGGAUGGGGAGAACCGUAGGCCUAGCUUUAGGUCACAGACGUCCCAUGAGCAACGACAAAAGGCGUUUUACAAGAAUGAUGCGCACCAUAGUAUGGUUGAUUCCAUGGAGACAGUGACGUUAUCCUGGAAGAACGUUAACGUUCACGUCAACCCCGUUAAUCGCGCGUGCUGCCGGGGACCCGACCCUACCGUGACCCCUAAACACGUUCUUCGUGACGUGUACGGCAUAGUGAAGCCAGGAACUCUCGUGGCCAUUAUCGGUGCCAGUGGUUCAGGAAAAACAACACUCCUGAAUACCAUCACACAACGUAUUAACAGUCAGUCCUUGACGGCUUCCGGUGAUAUAAGAGUGAACGGCGUCGACGUCGGUUCCGGCAUUCGGAACAUCUCGGCUUACGUUCAACAGGAUGAUCUAUUUAUAGCCACUAUGACAGUUAAAGAGCACUUGACCUUCAGGGCGCUAUUGCGGAUGGAGAAUGAGGUCUCGCGGUCGCGACGUCUGGAACGUGUGCAGGAAGUAAUCAAGGAGCUUGGAUUGACCAAGUGUCAGGACAACAUGAUUGGCGACCCCGGCCGCCUCAAGGGGAUUUCCGGUGGGGAGAUGCGACGCCUGUCAUUUGCCUCCGAGUUUCUGACUAACCCACCUCUUCUGUUUUGUGACGAGCCGACUUCCGGUUUGGAUUCGUUCAUGGCGGAAAAUAUUGUGCAGACCCUUAAAGGCAUGGCGGAUAAGGGAAAGACCGUCGUCUGUACAAUUCAUCAACCUUCCUCUGAGGUGUUUGCGCUGUUUGACCACUUGCUGAUAAUGGCUGAAGGCCGGGUGGCGUUUAUGGGAGAAAUGAAACAUGCAUUAGAGGUCUUCAAACGGUCCGGAUUCCCGUGUCCAGUAAACUUCAACCCCGCAGAUUUCUACAUCCACACGAUGGCAGUAAUUCCAGGCAAGGAAACAGAAUGUAAAGCGCAAAUCGAGUCCAUAUGUGACAAGUUCCAGUCCUCAGAUGAAAGCAAGACUAUGCUUACUGAUAUCAAGCGUAUAGGAGAAAACCCCAAGGAAACUGGCAUCAUCUUUGACGAAGCGUUUUCCAACACCUCGCGAUAUGAAGCCAGUUUUCUCACCCAGUUUCGCGCGGUGUUUGCGCGCUCCUGGAAGACCACUAUCAGAGAACCUAUGGUUGUCAGAGUCAGAGUCGCUCAAACGCUUAUGUUGGGGCUGAUCUUGGGCGUGAUCUAUCUACAGUUGGACAUCAAUCAAGAAGGCGUUAUGAACAUCAACGGUGUUCUCUUCCUGAUGCUUACCAACAUGACUUUUUCCAACGUUUUCGGCGUUCUAAAUUCGUUUCCACUUGAGAUGCCGAUUUUCCUGCGAGAAUAUGGUAUCGGACUCUACCGUGUGGACAUCUACUUCCUCUGCAAAACUUUCGCGGAGUUGCCGUCGUUCAUCUUUAUACCGAUGAUAUUUUGUGCUAUAACGUACUGGAUGGUUGGUCUAUAUUCGUCCUUCGAGGCGUUCUGUGUGUUUACGGGUGUUCUUCUCUUGGUGGCCAACAUUGCUGUGUCUUUCGGUUACAUUGUGUCAGCGGCGGCCAACUCUGUAACCACAGCUCUGGCUAUAGCUCCGCCUCUAAUGAUUCCGCUAAUGAUGUUCGGGGGCUUCUUCCUAAACUCCGAUUCCAUCCCGGUAUAUUUCAUCUGGUUAGAGUACCUGUCCUGGUUUAAAUACGCCAACGAAGUUCUUGCCGUUAACCAGUGGCAAAACAUCGACAGUAUUGAAUGUUCUAGCAACGGGAACAACACAAAAUGCCUGUACAAGGACGGCGACUCGGUUCUGAGCUAUCUCAAUUAUGACCAGGACAACGUCUUGCUGGAUGUCAGCCUUUUGUGUGCAAUGCUGGUGGCUUACAGACUCGUCGCUUUCAUCAUUUUGUUUGCCAAAGCCCGCAGUUCCAAGGGCUAGCUCAUCUUAACACUUUUGGGAUGAUGCGUUGAGCAUAUUUACCUCGGUAUGCCUAUUUCCCAAGCAACAACAACAACCCAUUUUCGUAACAACAACUACAACUGGUCUACCGAACCUCCAAUCACUGACUGUGGGCGUUCCCUUAAGAACAUAAAGGAUGUUUUUGAUUGGACAAGACAAAGACUUGAGAGCACGUGUGAACAAAGACGAAUUGUGAUUGGUCAAGAGAUUUUGACUGGAAAGAAAUCAGACAUUUUCAUGAAAUACAUUUAAAACAUUAAAUUAUACUUUUAAUGCAAUUAAAUAUGUUGUUUCGCCAUUUUAUUGGUAUCAGUAUAUAUGUCGUCGGUGUUUUUUUUAUAAAUUGUUCUGACAAUGAGUACCGGUACAUUUAUUUACUAUUGUUAAAAUUGUAUUCUAUUGCUAUAUAUGAUGUUCCUGUUAGAAAUUUAUUUUCACUAUUUCCUCUGAUCGACAAUUUGUCCGUUAUACAAAGGUCACAAUAGAGACAACCGCCAAGUAUCAUUCCCUUCACGUGAAUGGCACAACGCCAUUGGUUGGACUGGUCACGUGGUGAAUUUUAAAUAGUUGGUCACUAAUCUUUAUAUCCUACCAAAAUGGCGUCUUUUAUCCGAUAACGAUGCAUAAAUAAAACAUUUUCAACAAG
This is a messenger RNA of Mya arenaria, 3325 nucleotides long. RefSeq names its product protein white-like. Gene Ontology annotation, molecular function: ABC-type transporter activity; ATP hydrolysis activity; ATP binding. Gene Ontology annotation, cellular component: plasma membrane. The transcript has 18 exons. Gene Ontology annotation, biological process: transmembrane transport. The record is from RefSeq and is a predicted model, not a curated record. Lineage: Eukaryota; Metazoa; Mollusca; Bivalvia; Myida; Myidae. The coding region runs from base 571 to 2658 and encodes 695 amino acids.